This is a messenger RNA of Kluyveromyces marxianus DMKU3-1042, 816 nucleotides long. RefSeq names its product translation initiation factor eIF3 core subunit j (gene HCR1). The record is from RefSeq and is a predicted model, not a curated record. The transcript has a single exon. Gene Ontology annotation, molecular function: translation initiation factor activity; acyl-CoA dehydrogenase activity. Gene Ontology annotation, cellular component: eukaryotic translation initiation factor 3 complex; cytoplasm. Bases 1 to 816 code for a protein of 271 amino acids. NCBI's taxonomy places the organism in Eukaryota, Fungi, Ascomycota, Saccharomycetes, Saccharomycetales, Saccharomycetaceae.
AUGUCUUGGGACGACGAAGAUUUUGAAGUGCCUUCCGCAGCAAAGGAGAAGCCAGUGUUGGAUUCUUGGGACGAUGAGUUCGCUGAACAAGACAACGAUGAACCAGUGCUAGAAUCCUGGGACGACGACGAAACUGAGAAAAAACCCAAGCCUGCCGCAGCCAAGCCUAAGCCAGCAGCACCAUCCAAGAAAAAAACAGACCCUUCUAAGAAGGUUCUGCUCGAAAUCGACACGCUAGACGAGAAAACUAGAAAAGAAUUGUUGAAGAAAGCCGAGGUUGAGUCGGACUUGAACAACGCAGCAGACCUUUUCGGCGGCCUAGGAGUCGCCGAGGAACACCCUAGGGCCCGUGCCGAAAGGGAAAGACAACAGCUGGAGGCGCUUUCGAAGCCUGCUGCCCUCACAAAGGACACCCCAAUCGAAUCGCAUCCAUUGUUCCAAAACUUGGAGACCAAGAAGGACUACCAGAACCUCAGAAAGGCAUUGGCCACCGCUAUCACAAGCACAAGCAGCAACUCGCUCUUGAACUACUCCGGUGGACUAGCCAUCGACUUGAUCAGAGACAUCUCCAAGCCAAUGGCCAUCGAGAACAUCAGACAGACCGUUGCAACGUUGAACGUCUUGAUCAAGGAAAAGGAAAGAGAAGAGAGACAGGCCCGUUUGGCGCGUGUCAAGGGUGGUACUGCCACCGGUGGUGCAGGUAAGAAGAAGGCCAAGGCUGCUAGAGCUAACCUUGGUGGUGCUUUCAAGAAAGACAACGACAUCGACAUGGGAAACAGCAACUUUGACGAUUUCGGAGAUGACGACUUCAUGUAG